Penicillium canescens is the source of this 819-nucleotide messenger RNA. Its product is annotated as HIG1 domain-containing protein. Gene Ontology annotation, cellular component: mitochondrial inner membrane. The coding region runs from base 1 to 819 and encodes 272 amino acids. Gene Ontology annotation, biological process: mitochondrial respiratory chain complex IV assembly. The record is from RefSeq and is a predicted model, not a curated record. NCBI's taxonomy places the organism in Eukaryota, Fungi, Ascomycota, Eurotiomycetes, Eurotiales, Aspergillaceae. The transcript has 2 exons.
AUGAAGCUCCUAACUAAGGAAGAAGAAGAUGCGCACUAUCGCUCCGUCGUCAAAGGUGGCACCAUCGGCGGUCUCACCGGUCUAGCUGGAGGUGUAGCAGGUGUCCUCCUGGCCUCGCGCCGCUUCCACACAAUCCGCAACCUGACCGUGCCUAUGAAGUCUUUUCUGGUAACGUCAUCGGGUACUUUCGUCGGAAUCAUCGCCGCCGACCACGCCUCCCGCGAUUUCGAAGCCAAGAACAACGCCGAGCGCCAAUGGUACGAUACCCGUGAAGAGCGUCUGCGCGCCGAGGAAAUUCGCGGCCUCAGCUUCACCGAUCGCGCUGCUGCUUUCGCUCGCCGUGAGAAGUAUAAGAUCAUCAGCGCCACCUGGGUUGCCUCCAUGGUUGGCUCGUUCGUGCUCGUCAGUCGUAACCCUGGUCUUACCGGACAGCAGAAGCUUGUUCAGGCUCGUGUCUAUGCCCAGGGUCUGACUCUCGGUGUGCUGUGUGCUUCGGCUGCUUUUGAGAUUUCCGAUCAGCGCCGUGGUCGUGGUAUUCUUGACUCGAAGAAGCAGAAGGGUGCUAAGGUUGAAGAGGUCGAGUCUCCUUCUCACCCGGCUUCAAGUAGCCAAGAUAGUGACCUCUGGAAGGACAUGGUUGCUGCUGAAGAACAACGCUUGAGCAAGAAGCACCAGGAUCUCUAUGAGCACCAUGAGAAGCAGCAGGCCAAGCCUGGUGCUCAGGAGAAGAAGGCUGAGUCCAAGCCCGCCGAGGAAGAGUCAAAGUCCGAUGACAGUGAUGAUGAGAAGAAGGACGCCGAGUCAGAGAAGAAGAACUAA